AUUAUACGCAUUUAUCAGAAUAUCUGAACAAUCAAACUUACUAUCAUGCAUUAUCUCAAUCUCUCAAUUUUCCUUCUCCAAAUGAGAAUUAUAUUUUGUCUAAUUUAAUCUUUGCAUUAUACGAACGAAGAAUCAAUACUAUCUAUAUCUACAAAUCUAAAUCCAUUUUCUCAGAUAAAGAUCGAUUAUUCACAAAUGAAGAUUAUACACGUUUAUUGGAAUAUCUGAACAAUCAAACUUACUAUCCUGCAUUAUAUCAUCUUAAUCACAAUUUUAACAUCAAUUCUAAAUAUGAUAUUUUAUCUCAAUCUCUCAAUUUGCUUUCUCCAAAUGAGAAAAAUAUAUUAUCUAAUUUAUGCGAACGAAGAAACCAUACUAUCAAGAUGAAAAAUCAUAAUUUUCAUUUUAAUACCAAAUUGAACUAUAAAGACACUUCGUUAUUUUACUGUCGAUCAAAUAAUUUAUCUCAAUUUAUCAAUUUGCCAUAUCCAAAUGAGAAUCAUUUUAUAAUUUUGCUUUACGCACUAAUAGACAAAAAUUUUUGUAUCAAUGAAAUUGAAGAAAUUAAAGACGAAAAAUACAAACCCACCAAUAUCGACCAAUCAAUUAAGUUCGUAACCUCAAAAAACAUUUCGGAGGAUGAUAUAAACAAUAAUAAUUUCUUUAAUAUUAAGAAAAGUAUAAUUUCAUCGAAAAAUGAAAAAAAGGGCAAAGACAAAGAUCCUUAUUCCGAAACUAUUAACGACAUCUGA
Messenger RNA from Racocetra persica, 752 nucleotides. NCBI's taxonomy places the organism in Eukaryota, Fungi, Glomeromycota, Glomeromycetes, Diversisporales, Gigasporaceae. The record is from the annotation of a GenBank genome assembly.